Messenger RNA from Bubalus bubalis (water buffalo), 1197 nucleotides. Its product is annotated as Y-box-binding protein 1-like. NCBI's taxonomy places the organism in Eukaryota, Metazoa, Chordata, Mammalia, Artiodactyla, Bovidae. Gene Ontology annotation, biological process: regulation of gene expression. Gene Ontology annotation, molecular function: nucleic acid binding. The record is from RefSeq and is a predicted model, not a curated record. Gene Ontology annotation, cellular component: nucleus.
GAAGUUGAGAGUUCGAUCGGUAGCGGGAGCGGAGAGCGGACCCCAGAGAGCCCUGAGCAGCCCCACCGCCGCCGCCGGCCUAGUUACCAUCACACCCCGGGAGGAGCCGCAGCUGCCGCAGCCGGCCCCAGUCACCAUCACCGCAACUAUGAGCAGCGAGGCCGAGACCCAGCAGCCGCCCGCCGCCCCCCCCGCCGCCCCCGCCCUCAGCGCUGCCGACAGCAAGCCCGGCACGACGGGCAGCGGCGCAGGGAGCGGCGGCCCGGGCGGCCUCACAUCGGCGGCGCCUGCCGGCGGGGACAAGAAGGUCAUCGCAACGAAGGUUCUGGGAACAGUAAAAUGGUUCAAUGUAAGAAACGGAUAUGGUUUCAUCAACAGGAAUGACACCAAGGAAGAUGUAUUUGUACACCAGACUGCCAUAAAGAAGAAUAACCCCAGGAAGUACCUUCGCAGUGUAGGAGAUGGAGAGACUGUGGAGUUUGAUGUUGUUGAAGGAGAAAAGGGUGCGGAGGCAGCAAAUGUUACAGGCCCUGGUGGAGUUCCAGUGCAAGGCAGUAAAUACGCAGCAGACCGUAACCAUUAUAGACGCUAUCCACGUCGCAGGGGUCCUCCACGCAAUUACCAGCAGAACUACCAGAAUAGUGAGAGUGGGGAAAAGAAUGAGGGAUCGGAGAGCGCUCCCGAAGGCCAGGCCCAACAGCGCCGGCCCUACCGCAGGCGGAGGUUCCCACCUUACUACAUGCGGAGACCCUACGGGCGUCGACCACAGUACUCCAACCCUCCUGUGCAGGGAGAAGUGAUGGAGGGUGCUGACAACCAGGGUGCAGGAGAGCAAGGUAGACCAGUGAGACAGAAUAUGUAUCGGGGCUACAGACCACGAUUCCGCAGGGGCCCUCCUCGCCAAAGACAGCCCAGAGAGGACGGCAAUGAAGAAGAUAAGGAAAACCAAGGAGAUGAGACCCAAGGUCAGCAGCCACCUCAACGUCGGUACCGCCGCAACUUCAAUUACCGACGCAGACGCCCAGAAAACCCUAAACCACAAGAUGGCAAAGAGACAAAAGCAGCCGAUCCACCAGCUGAGAAUUCGUCCGCUCCCGAGGCUGAGCAGGGCGGGGCUGAGUAAAUGCCGGCUUACCAUCUCUACCAUCAUCCGGUUUAGUCAUCCAACAAGAAGAAAUGAAUAUGAAAUUCCAGCAA